Molecule: messenger RNA, 1990 nt
Organism: Peromyscus leucopus (white-footed mouse)
Lineage: Eukaryota; Metazoa; Chordata; Mammalia; Rodentia; Cricetidae
Gene: Manea
Product: mannosidase endo-alpha
Exons: 5
Coding region: 128-1519 (463 amino acids)
Cellular component (GO): Golgi apparatus
Molecular function (GO): alpha-mannosidase activity
Source: RefSeq, a predicted model, not a curated record
GGCCAGGGCUGUCAGGCCUGGGAAGACUCUGGGCACCUUCUCUCCGGUCGGUCGGUGAGUCCCCGCUGGUGGCAGGGCCCCAGACCCAGCAAACCAUUCAUUAUUUUGGAGUUUAAAGCAUGACAUCAUGGCAAAAUUUCGAAGAAAGACUUGCAUCAUUUUGUCGCUUUUUAUUCUAUUUAUUUUCUCUCUGAUGAUGGGCUUAAAGAUGCUAAGGCCGAAUACAGCAUCCUUUGGAACUCCUUUUGGGCUUGAUCUUCUUCCAGAACUUCAUCCACCGAAGGCCCCCUUGGGAAACAAAGUUGACUUCCAGAAGAGCGAUAGAAUCAACAUGGAAACAAAUACCAAAAAUUUCGAAGCUGCUGGCAUGACUGUGAGGCCACCCAAAACCUCUGAAGGGAACCUGGAGGAACUGCCUCCUCUGAAUUAUUUUUUACAUGUAUUUUAUUACAGUUGGUAUGGAAAUCCACAAUUUGAUGGUAAAUAUAUUCACUGGAACCAUCCAGUCCUGGAGCACUGGGACCCUAGAAUAGCCAAGAACUAUCCACAAGGGAGACAUACUCCUCCAGAUGACAUUGGCUCCAACUUUUAUCCUGAGUUAGGAAGUUACAGCUCUCGGGACCCUUCUGUCAUAGAAACUCACAUGAGACAGAUGUGCUCAGCCUCAAUUGGAGUCCUGGCCCUUUCUUGGUACCCACCUGAUUCCAGUGAUGAGAACGGAGAAGCUACUGACCACUUGGUACCAACUAUUUUGGAUAAAGCUCAUAAGUAUAAUCUGAAGGUCACUUUUCACAUAGAGCCAUAUAGCAAUCGAGAUGAUCAAAACAUGCAUAAAAAUGUCAAAUAUAUUAUAGACAAAUAUGGAAGCCAUCCAGCCUUUUAUAGAUACAAGACAAGGACUGGGCAUUCUCUGCCUAUGUUUUAUGUCUAUGAUUCCUAUAUCACAAAACCUAAAGUGUGGGCCAAUCUGUUAACACCUUCAGGAUCUCAGAGUGUUCGCAAUUCUCCUUAUGAUGGAUUGUUUAUUGCACUUUUAGUAGAAGAAAAGCAUAAAUAUGAUAUUCUUCAAAGUGGAUUUGAUGGAAUUUACACAUACUUUGCUACAAAUGGUUUUACAUAUGGCUCAUCACAUCAGAAUUGGGCUAACCUGAAAUCAUUUUGUGAUAAGAACAACUUGAUAUUUAUCCCCAGUGUAGGCCCAGGAUACAUAGAUACAAGCAUCCGUCCAUGGAACACUCAAAACACUAGGAACCGCAUCAACGGAAAGUAUUAUGAAGUUGGUCUAAGUGCUGCACUCCAGACCCACCCCAGUUUAAUUUCCAUCACCUCUUUCAAUGAGUGGCAUGAAGGAACUCAAAUUGAAAAGGCUGUCCCCAAAAGAACCACUAACACAGUGUUCCUGGAUUACCGGCCUCAUCAACCAAGCUACUAUCUAGAGCUAACACGGAAGUGGUCUGAGAAGUACGGUAAGGAAAGGAUGACGUAUGCAUUGGAUCAACAGCUGCUGCCUGCCUCAUAAUGUCUCACUCAGAGUUUAUCAAAUCGCCCAGCUUCAGUAAAUGCUUUGUGUGUUAUGUUACGGAAGGAAAACUGUCAAAAUCAAUGAGCACUUGCUACUCUUACCUUUAUCGGUUAUUUCAUUUUUACUCUUUAAAAGAUGAUAUUACUUGUUCUACAAUGGAUGGUACUGUCCAAAGAAAACAUUUGAUGAAAAAAGUCAUGUUGGUAACAUUCCUGAUGGCAUUAUUUUCUGAAUUUCUGACUGCAAUUGAAGUUUUAAUGGGAUUGCCUUUAGGUUUUUGUUUCACAGUAGAGAAAAUGCUUGCAUUACAUGAAGCAUCUAACAUACAGGUCAGCUGUACUUGUAUUCUGGGUCCAAAGACCAAGGAGUGCAUACAUGUCAGGUACAUCUGACAACAAAAAUACAAACCUACAGCUGAGUGGUGGUGGCGCACACCUUUAAUCCCAGCACUCGGGAGGCAGAGCCAGG